AUGGUUGUCUCUGAAUCAAAGUGGAUUAAUAGAAGAAAGAUAUUGUGCGUGUUUUCUUCAUUUUUCUCUUGCACCCGAAAUCAAAAUAAGUUCAAAAGUGAAUCUCAGGAAGUGAAAAAAAAGCUUCAGAGACAGAACCAGGUGUCCAGGGAGGAGAACAAAGCUCUUAGAAGAGAAAACAAGUCCCUCUGGGAAGAAAACAAAGUUCUCCGAAGAGAAAACAAGGCCUUCCGAAUGGACAACCAGUUAAUCCGGGAAAAGAAUCAGACCCUGAGACGGCAACACCAGACCCUCCGGAAGUUUAAGAACGUGAUUUUUGAAAGCGAAAAACCACUGGAGGAAAAGAUGAAUGCACUGAGCACAGAAAGAAAGUCUUUUUGGCAACAGUAUCGAGCUCUGCAAGCUCAGAUAAAAGCUGUCAGGGAACAGAAGACAGCCUUCGAGAGUGAAGGGCAAGCUCUUCAGGGAAAAAUAAGGUCUCUCCACCAGAAGAUCAAAGCCCUGCAACAUCAGGAGAGUGCAAUCAAGGUGGAGAGACUAGCCCUGAUGAAGGAAGAAACAGCGCUAGAGAAGGAAGAACAGGCUCUGUGGAAGGAGGAACGGGCCCUUCGAGAGGAGAACGAGGCGCUCAGAGAGGAAAACCGUGCUCUUCAAGAGGAAGAGAAAGCCCUUCUGGAAGAGGCAAAGGUCCUUGAGCAGUGGAAUAAGGUUCUUCAAGGAAAGACAACAAACACUCUGGCUGGAAAAAUGCACAACAAGAAAAUACAGCAGGAGAAGUGUUAG
Molecule: messenger RNA, 783 nt
Organism: Artibeus jamaicensis (Jamaican fruit-eating bat)
Lineage: Eukaryota; Metazoa; Chordata; Mammalia; Chiroptera; Phyllostomidae
Product: coiled-coil domain-containing protein 70-like
Source: RefSeq, a predicted model, not a curated record